This is a messenger RNA of Gossypium raimondii (Peruvian cotton), 1896 nucleotides long. Its product is annotated as E3 ubiquitin-protein ligase SIS3. Bases 346 to 1485 code for a protein of 379 amino acids. Gene Ontology annotation, biological process: sugar mediated signaling pathway. The record is from RefSeq and is a predicted model, not a curated record. Lineage: Eukaryota; Viridiplantae; Streptophyta; Magnoliopsida; Malvales; Malvaceae. Gene Ontology annotation, molecular function: ubiquitin-protein transferase activity. The transcript has 10 exons.
UCCCUUCCACCUCGGAUUGAUUAAUGUCUGCCCUUCCGUUUACUUGCAAGUCCUCAAAAUGCUACUGCGCUCUCUUCACCUUUACCUAUUUUUUUUUUCUUUUCUUUGUUAUUCCCGUAAAUUAGUUUCUGCUUAAUGAAUCAAUAACUAAAACAAAGAUAAUCAUAGUAGGUAUAUAUUCUUGGUCAAUUUCAUCCUUCUUUGUUUCCUUUUUUCUUUUUAUCUUCCAAAUGAAUAUCAGAUCUGUUGGGUUUUGCUGUCCUUACACUCUCUAAAGCUCCCGCCCCCUUCUUUUCUUUUUUCUUUUUUUUUUUCUCUGUUAUACUUCUUUAAACUCUUUCCUCUAUGGCAAUCAGAGGUGUCGAUUUCAAGUGGUAUGAUGGGUUCUUCUUGUCUAUGCUGGCUACAAGUGUAAUCAUUGUUGCUAUCAAUUGGAAGCGUUAUCAUCAUUGUACAUACCCGUUGCAUAUAUGGAUCGUGGUUGACUACUCUACUGUCUUCAUUUUUCGUCUUUUGAUGUUUGUAGAUAAUGGACUUGCCGCUGGAAUGGGUUUGGAUUUUGGGUGGCAGCAGAGGUAUGCUCGAUUUUGUGGAAGAAUAGUGGUCCUUUCAAUUCUGUCUAUGCUACUUUAUCCGUUUCUUUGGGCCUGGACUGUAAUUGGCACUCUAUGGUUCACUAGUGCUAGGAACUGUUUGCCAAAAGAAGGUCAGAAAUAUGGUUUCCUGAUUUGGCUGCUUUUCAGUUACUGUGGACUGCUUUGCAUUGCUUGUAUGUCUGUUGGAAAGUGGAUGACACGGAGACAAGCACACUUAUUACGUGCUCAGCAGGGUAUUCCUAUUUCAGAAUAUGGGGUUUUGGUAGACAUGAUUCGAGUACCAGAUUGGGCAUUUGAGGCUGCUGGUCAAGAGAUGAGAGGCAUGGGCCAAGAUACUGCACCAUACCAUCCUGGACUUUAUUUGACUCCUGCUCAGAGAGAAGCAGUGGAAGCACUCAUUCAGGAGCUUCCAAAAUUCAGGUUGAAGGCUGUUCCAACUGAUUGCAGUGAAUGUCCAAUCUGCUUGGAAGAGUUCCAUGUAGGGAAUGAGGUUCGUGGAUUGCCUUGUGCUCACAAUUUUCAUGUAGAGUGCAUUGACCAGUGGCUUAGACUGAAUGUGAAGUGUCCUCGAUGCCGAUGUUCUGUGUUCCCAAAUCUUGACUUAAGUGCCUUAUCCAAUCUCCGAAGUGCUGAUUCGGAACGGUCAUCUGCCAGCAUAGUCACAACAACCCAAUACGUGAGAACUCAGCCUCUCAGCCAGAGCUAUUUAUUGAGAUUGCAAGGUCUACUCCGCCCAGUCCGAACAGGCAAUGCUGGGGCACCAAGUGAUGCAGAUGUUGCUUUAGACACUGCUGAAAAUGGAGCCUUUAAUGUGGCAACUCAGGAUUCUACAGGCAGAGAAGCUGUAGGACAUGCGCUUGGUGGUCUCUCCACUCCACCACACCACUGAAUCUUUCUUUAACUUUCCCUCACAAUUUUUGCUACAUUUUUCUAACCUUUAGCCGAAAGAGGCUAGACGAUAAUGUUUUGCCCAUGGCCAUUGCUAAACGCCUGUUCUCUGUUGCUCAUUGUAACAAACGUUUUAUAAGUUGAGCUACCAGUAUAUCGAGCCCACUGAAUCACAGAUUACAUUGGAACAAAAUGUGUUCCACGUUUAUACUGACGUCUGAGGAGACGUUGCGGGCUGUGUUGAAAUUUUUGCACGUCCUGAUUUUAUGUUUAUACCUGAACUUAUCUGCCAUGUAUGUGAUUCGAAGUUUUAGCCCCAAACCUGCCUCGACACUAGGGGUGAGUAUUUGACCGAAUCGAAUGAAAAAAUUUCGAGUAAAUUGAAUUGAAGAAUCUAAUUUUAUCAUUCUAA